Trifolium pratense (red clover) is the source of this 1374-nucleotide messenger RNA. Its product is annotated as calcineurin B-like protein 10. The transcript has 9 exons. NCBI's taxonomy places the organism in Eukaryota, Viridiplantae, Streptophyta, Magnoliopsida, Fabales, Fabaceae. Gene Ontology annotation, biological process: calcium-mediated signaling. The record is from RefSeq and is a predicted model, not a curated record. Bases 248 to 1000 code for a protein of 250 amino acids. Gene Ontology annotation, molecular function: calcium ion binding; kinase binding.
GGUGACAAACAGGACUGGAGCACUGCUGUCGUCUUUUCAUCAGGUGUGUCUUUUCAACUCCACCAUUCUCACAUAAUAUACCGUCAAACAACUACUCAAAUCAAUAAAAGAAACAAGGAACCCCAAUCACAAUCUAUAAAUGAAGUAGUAAUCCUAAAACUGCAAAAAAACAAAACAAUGCUGAUGCACAUUCAUAACCGUUAUUCUUAUCAACAUCAUCACCAAUUUCGCUCCUAAACCUCUCACCAUGCCCACAGAUUCCUCUGAUGAUGCAUCUAGAAGAGGAAUAGGGGAGUGUAUUUAUGAGGUGUUGAUGCCACUCAUAUCUGUUGUUGAGGUUUUUGUCUUUGCUGUCACAGGUUGUUUCAACACUUAUCUUUCACUCCCAAACAACAAAUCUGCUUAUACUGCUAAGGACUUUACUCUUCUUGCUCAAGAAACCAGAUUUACUGUUAAUGAAGUGGAGGCAUUGCAUGAACUGUUUAAGAAGAUAAGUAGCUCCUUAAUUGAUGAUGGCUUGAUUCACAAGGCGGAGCUUCAAUUGGCACUAUUUCAAACCCCAAAUAGUGAAAAUCUUUUUCUGGAUCGAGUUUUUGAUCUUUUUGAUGAAAAGAGAAACGGUGUUAUAGAGUUUGACGAAUUCGUCCAUGCACUCAGUAUUUUCCAUCCUGAUGCACCUAUGGAUGAAAAAAUAGAUUUUGCAUUUAAGCUCUAUGACCUACGACAAACCGGGUUUAUUGAGCCAGAGGAAGUCAAGCAAAUGGUUAUAGCGAUUUUGAUGGAAUCUGAAAUGAAUCUUUCUGAUGAUCUUCUUGAAGCUAUUGUUAACAAGACAAUUGCUGAUGUUGAUCAAGACAAUGAUGGUAAAAUCAGUAAAGAAGAUUGGAAAGCUUUUGCUAGUAAAAAUCCGUCGCUAUUGAAGAACAUGACACUUCCUUAUUUGAAGGAUAUCACCACUGUGUUUCCUAGUUUUAUUUUCAAAUCAGAGGCUGAAAUUUGAGAAGAAAAUGUGUUACUUUUGGUAUCAAGAUUAAAUGCUGUCUAUUCGAGGCAAAUAAUUGGAUUGGUCAUUGCUGUAAAUGGUAACAACAAAGAUAAUUUGUGGACACACAAUCAUGGUCGGCGCGCAACACUGCAUAGUUCCUGCAACCAUACUCUAAAGCCAUCACCAAGUUUUUAUGUUUUGUAUGCUUAAAGAGCAUUUUCUGAACGAACAGAAACAUACAAUUCUCAGAACUGAUUACCUGUAUGUUCACAUAUCCAAUGUUUGUCUGCAUUUGGUUCUAUUGUACAUAAAGAGUGACUGUAGUGACAUCUUCUAGUGAAACAUCAUGAGUUAUUCAAACUGUCUUGCAAGUGAGGCCUUCAGGAUGA